GUGUAUUUAAAAGAUCAAAUAUAGCUAAAAUAAAAAAAUUUGGAUAUCAACAGCUAGAGAAAUUUUAUAAUCAACAAGAUAUUAAAAAAUUGAAAAAACUAAAGCUAUUAAGUACUAUUGAACUUGCAGAAUUUGUGCUUCAAGACUUGAUUAGAAGAGGCUUAGUUUUGCAAGACAUUAUAUUAUCAAGACUACAUAAAACAAAAUACAUGUCAUGCACUUUAGUUAUUGAAAGGCUUGUGGACAGUGCUAAAGAAAUAGUUAAAACACAAAAAUAG
Molecule: messenger RNA, 278 nt
Organism: Racocetra persica
Lineage: Eukaryota; Fungi; Glomeromycota; Glomeromycetes; Diversisporales; Gigasporaceae
Source: the annotation of a GenBank genome assembly